Molecule: messenger RNA, 684 nt
Organism: Fukomys damarensis (Damara mole-rat)
Lineage: Eukaryota; Metazoa; Chordata; Mammalia; Rodentia; Bathyergidae
Product: cyclin-Y-like protein 1
Exons: 1
Coding region: 1-684 (227 amino acids)
Biological process (GO): regulation of canonical Wnt signaling pathway; regulation of protein kinase activity
Cellular component (GO): plasma membrane
Molecular function (GO): cyclin-dependent protein serine/threonine kinase activator activity
Source: RefSeq, a predicted model, not a curated record
AUGCAUGAAUCUCCAGGGCAGCUUGCUAGGAAGUACAGCUCCUGCUCAAUGAUAUUUCUAGAUGACAGCACACUCAGCAAGCCUACUCAUAGGAAAAUGGUACAGUGUGUGAACAUAGCUGUAUACUACCUCAUAAAGAACAGAGAAGCAAACAGAAGCCGGGAUAUUUUUGGUGAGCACCUACUCAUAAGAGAAAAGCUUCCAGAGGAAUACUUUGAGCAUGAUUCUAAAUACAUGCGUAUUUACAGAUUUAUUGCUAGCUUUUAUAAUGCUGCUCAGUUACCAGCUGAAUGUGCAAUAAUAACCUUGGUCUUCUUAGAAAGGCUUUUGUCAUAUGAUGAGAUUGACAUCUGUCCUACUAAAUGCAGAAGGACUGUCCUGGGAGCCAUUCUUCUUGCCGGCAAGGAAUGGGAUGAGGAGACUCCAUGGAAUAUGGAGUUCUGCCGGAUCUUCAAGGAUGUUACCCUUGAGGACAUAAACAAGGUGCCAGGCAUUACCUGGCCCUGCUUAAGUUUAGUUAAUGUGCCUAUCACUGCUUAUGCCAAAUACUACUUUGACCUUUGCUCUUUAGCAUAUGACAGUGGCAUGUGUUGUGUGACUGUGCCUCUGACCAAAGGAAGAGUACAAGACCUAGAGUCACGUCAGGAUUGUGUGAAGACAAAGACUUGUGCAGAGCAACUGUGA